This is a messenger RNA of Angiostrongylus costaricensis, 1323 nucleotides long. The record is from the annotation of a GenBank genome assembly. NCBI's taxonomy places the organism in Eukaryota, Metazoa, Nematoda, Chromadorea, Rhabditida, Metastrongylidae.
AUGUCGGCUGCACCGCCUGCUACCGGUGUUGAAGACUCGGCUGACCGAAAUGUUGAGAUGUGGAAAAUCAAAAGGCUAAUCAAAAGCUUAGAGCUCGCCCGGGGCAACGGAACCUCAAUGAUUUCCCUAAUAAUUCCACCACGUGAUCAAAUUGCUCGUGUACAAAAGAUGCUUGCGGACGAAUACGGUACUGCUUCAAAUAUAAAGUCGCGCGUGAAUCGGCUCUCAGUACUGGGUGCGAUCACUUCUGUUCAGGGUCGUCUCAAGUUGUAUAGCAAAGUUCCUCCCAAUGGACUUGUCGUGUAUUGCGGCACAAUUGUCACUGAUGAAGGGAAGGAGAAGAAGGUCAACAUCGACUUCGAACCCUUCAAACCCAUCAACACAUCACUUUAUCUCUGCGAUAACAAAUUUCACACGGAGGCGCUUCAGGGUCUACUAGCGGAUGACAACAAAUUUGGUUUCAUAAUUAUGGAUGGUAACGGGACAUUGUUUGGAACGCUGCAAGGAAACACACGUGAAGUGCUUCACAAAUUUACGGUGGAUCUACCAAAGAAACAUGGAAGGGGAGGUCAGUCAGCACUUCGCUUUGCUCGGCUACGAAUGGAAAAGCGCCAUAAUUACGUGCGGAAGGUUGCAGAAUGUGCAGUUGAGAUGUUCAUCAAAAACGAUAAAGUUAUUGUGGCAGGUCUAAUUUUGGCAGGUAGCGCGGAUUUCAAGACCGAGCUUGGGCAGUCUGACAUGUUCGACCAACGCCUACAAGCGAAAAUGGUCAAGACAGUGGAUAUUUCUUAUGGUGGAGAAAAUGGGUUUAAUCAGGCUAUUGAGCUUGCUGCUGAUGCUCUUGCUAAUGUUAAAUUUAUACAGGAGAAGAAAUUGAUUGGUGGAUACUUUGAUGAAAUCAGUCAAGACACUGGUAAAUACGUUUUUGGAGUGAAGGAUACGUUACAAGCUCUUGAGAUGGGAGCUGUGGAGACCCUCAUUUGCUGGGAAAAUCUGGACAUUAUUCGUUACAAGUUGAAAAACGCCAAUGGAGAAGAGAAGGUCCUCAAUCUAAGGCCAGAUGAAGAACGAGACAAGUCACAUUUUACCGAUAAGGAAACCGGUCAAGACAUGGAAAUUGUGGAGACGAUGCCCCUUCUUGAGUGGUUUGCUAAUAAUUAUAAAAAUUUUGGUGCUACUCUCGAGAUUGUCACGGAUAAGUCACAAGAAGGUGCUCAGUUUGUGCGGGGAUUUGGAGGAAUCGGAGGUCUGCUACGUUACCGGGUCGACCUGAUGAAUGAGUUAGCUGACGAGCUUGACGAGAUUGACUUCGAUGACUAUUGA